Microthlaspi erraticum is the source of this 1548-nucleotide messenger RNA. NCBI's taxonomy places the organism in Eukaryota, Viridiplantae, Streptophyta, Magnoliopsida, Brassicales, Brassicaceae. The record is from the annotation of a GenBank genome assembly.
AUGGCAAUGGAUCGUCAGGUGAAUCCAAUUAACAAUCUUCCCUAUCGGCUAUCAAGACUACCAAUGUCCAUCACCAAAGAUAUCGACGGUAAUGACGUCAUCACGUGCAUUAUCAACAAAGCCGACUUCAAAGAGAUGGUCAUUAGACUGACCAGCCAUCCCCCAUACAAAUUUCAUUAUUGGCAUCAACCUCCACCACAGCCUCGCCCUCCACAGCCUCGCCCUCAACAGCAUCGCCGCCGGGGCCGUCCCAUCGGUAGCAAGGGUCGUAAGCGAAAGAACAUUGCCGUCCCCAUUAUGACAAACGCCGUGACCACCACCACCUCCACAGCUGAAAUACCCAACACUCCACCACCCUCGCCACCGACGUCGUUGCCUCCAAUGCCGCCUUCACCGUCCCCUUUGCCACCGUCUCCGUUGGUGCCGCCUUCUCCCCAAGAGGAAGAGUCUAUGGAUGCUUCGGUGGCUGCUUGUAUGACUGAAGACAAUUCCAACCAGGAGCAUUUGUCUGCAUGCCUUCCUCUGAUUCCAACAAGUGAAGCGGAUCAACAACAACAGAAGGACAUUAAUCCACCAACAUCAUUGAAAAUUCUACCAACAAUAACUCAAGACGGGUUUAGUUUUCCCAAUGAUCUAUCAUUGGAGAAUGUUACACCACAAGCUCUAGAGACUUCACCGCCCUCAACUCUACCCGGGCUCAGUUUGGCCGACGAUCUACCGUUGGAGAAUGUUCCACCACCAGUUCCAACAACUUUACCAACAGAGAAUCUCUACUGGACCCAGUUUGCGAAUAAUAUACCAUUGGAAGACAUUCCAUCACCAGAUCCGGAGAUUUUACCCUCCGGAGAUCUACAUUGGCCUGGAUUUGAUAAUGAGCUGCCAUUGGAGGACGUUUCACCACCGCUUUUGGCGAGUUUACCGUCCGAGGAUACAGACUUGCCCCAGUUCACAAAUGGUCAACCAUUGGAGAGCAUUCCACCACCAGUUCCGACGAGUUUACCGUCCGAGAAUCUAGACUUGCCCCAAUUUUCGAAUGGUGUACCAUUGGAGAACAUUCCACCACUGGAGGCUUUACCUUCGGAGAAUCUAGACUGGCUCGAUUUUCCGGCUGAGCUACCGUCGGAGAACAUUCAACCACCUUUAGCGGCGACUUUCCCGUCCGAGAAUCUUUACUUGCCCAGUUUUACGAAUAGUGUAUCAUGGGGGAGCGUUCCAUCACCAAUUAUGGCGACUUUACCGUCCGAGAAUCUUAACUGGCCAAGUUUUACGAACAAUGUACCAUGGGAGAGCGUUCCACCACCUGUUCAACCGACUUUACCGUCCGAGAAUCUCUACAGGCCCCAGUUUGCGAAUAAUCUACCAUUGGAGAACGUUCCAACAACUUUGUCGACCGAGAAUCUUUACUGGUCUGAAUUUCCGAACGAGAGCUUGAUGUUGUCUCCUCCAAACUUUCUGGCUGAGCCCGAGACCUCCCCUGCCUUGAUGCUGUCUGCAAACAGCUGUAUGCUGUCGUUGCCCACGACGGGGCUGGUUAAUCACCUGAAUUAA